Diceros bicornis minor is the source of this 920-nucleotide messenger RNA. RefSeq names its product oxidoreductase like domain containing 1 (gene OXLD1). The transcript has 2 exons. The record is from RefSeq and is a predicted model, not a curated record. Gene Ontology annotation, cellular component: mitochondrion. Lineage: Eukaryota; Metazoa; Chordata; Mammalia; Perissodactyla; Rhinocerotidae. The coding region runs from base 312 to 740 and encodes 142 amino acids.
GGACCGGGGCGGGGGCGCUCUCGGGAGGCCAGGGACCGGAGAAGCCCUGACCACCCGGCCUCCCCGCCUCUUGGGGAGGUGGCUGCAGCCGUCGCGCCGCCGGUGGGCAGGACAGCCUGCGGGCCUCGCCUCUUGUCCGAUCUGCCCUCGCCCCGCACCGCGCUCGGGGUGAUAGAAGGGCCUUUCUGCCGCUGGGCAGAGCGCCGAGAUAGUACCAGCCGGGUUCUCACCUCGUUCACUUCGUUCUGAGUAUCUGUUGACCGCCUGCUGUGGAUGAGCCCUUUGGGGAAGCCACAGUGAACAAGGAGCUGAUGCUUCUUGGGCCAUGCCGACUCUCCAGCUGGGACUGGUGCCAAAGGCUUCCUAGAGGUGGCAGCAUUCUUCACAGGCACCAUGCCUGGAUCCGAAUCCGUGAAGGCUGCAGAGAGUUCGGGAAGGACCAUGUGGAGGUGGGCUCCCAAUCAGGUGUAGAUGGCACCAGGCAAUCCAAAUCCUCCCUGCCUGGUGGGGGUCCCUUAGAACACCCGUACUUGCUGCCGCCUGAGCUCCAGCCCCCUACAAACUGCUGCAUGAGCGGCUGUCCCAACUGCGUGUGGGUGGAGUACGCCGAGGCACUGCUGCAGCACUACCAGGACGGCGGGGAGUGGGCCCUGACCGCCCUGGAGGAGCACGUGGCUGAUGAGAACCUCAAGGCUUUUCUCAGGAUGGAGAUCCAGCUCCGCGUGAGGAGUGGAGGCUGAGCCAGCCUGGCCAGACACCCUCACCCUGAUGGGCUCCAGCCUGGCAGUUCCUUCUUGGGAAGCAACAUGGUCUCCUUUAUUCAUGAUCCCUUUAUAGGGCUUGUGUCGGAUGGGAAUAUUCCCGGAAGAGUUAUUUAUUGACUUUACCUGAGAAUAAAUAAGUUGUCUGUGGUGGUUAGA